Daphnia pulicaria is the source of this 1028-nucleotide messenger RNA. RefSeq lists its product as uncharacterized. The transcript is spliced from 8 exons. The record is from RefSeq and is a predicted model, not a curated record. Bases 99 to 866 code for a protein of 255 amino acids. NCBI's taxonomy places the organism in Eukaryota, Metazoa, Arthropoda, Branchiopoda, Diplostraca, Daphniidae.
UUUUUGUAUAAAUUGGUCGUGUGCAGUUUGCAUUUUCUGUUUCUUAAAAGGACACGGUUUUUUUCUUUAACUUCAAACUGAAAUUGUGUUCGUUCGUCAUGAAAGUGGUUGUCAUUUUCGCUUUGCUCUGCCUUUUUACCCUUUCCAAUGGUGCUGGAAUUCGACGCCCCGUUUCUGGAAAAGGCGAGCCGCUUCUUCGUCUUUCCUUUCCGGCCUCUGAACAUUUGAUGAAUCGUGCUCGAAGUGGGGAAGCAGGAAAUGCCAAUGAAUACAUGGACGAGGUUUUGGUUUUAGUUCGCGAGCAGAUAGUCCUGCUAGGAUACGACCGUAUUCAGCUUCCAGAUGGCGAUUUUAGCUUUACUUGGGAUGCUUACCCCGGCGUAAAUGGCGGUGUCUUUUUGCACGAUGGCUUGGCUACUGGUUUGGAAACAAUUCACCGUGUUGGGGACGCUACUCUUAGCAACACUGACACUGUCAUUUUCUUUGAAUCUGAUUGCGGCAUCAACAAUGGAGCUUUUGGUUAUGCAAUUAGCAUUCUUUUUAUGGAUAUCGGACCAACCGCUUCGAUGACCGGAACUGCCGAUUACAUCAACUUCUACUUCCAUUCUACUAUCGAUAUUCUCUCCGGAAUUGUUGUUGUCGACGUUUUUGAUUUAAAGAAAAUUGGUCAUAUCAGCACAGAUAUACAAGGCUUGGGAAUUUUUAAUUGGCUCGCCGAAAUCAUUGUCGAUUUUGCCCUUAACCUACUGAAGCCCUUUUUCAAGGAGCUCAUAGAAGGUCCUCUUACAAACCUUAUCAACGUUGUCCUUCAAGCUUACAUCGACUCGCUAAGAAACCCACCAACGACAAUCGCCAGCCUUAUUUAAGAAACUGCCAGCGCAAUUUACGGUGGAUAAGCUAAAGAAAUACAACCAGACAAAAAAAGAAACAUUCCCUAGCUAGUAUGUAGUGAAUAAAUACAGGGAAAUCGAAAUUUGUAUUCACAAACACCCGAUAUGGAUUUCAAUUACAAUAGUAGUGUAGUCUUA